Molecule: messenger RNA, 1512 nt
Organism: Austrofundulus limnaeus
Lineage: Eukaryota; Metazoa; Chordata; Actinopteri; Cyprinodontiformes; Rivulidae
Gene: rsad1
Product: radical S-adenosyl methionine domain containing 1
Exons: 9
Coding region: 68-1453 (461 amino acids)
Biological process (GO): porphyrin-containing compound biosynthetic process
Cellular component (GO): cytoplasm; mitochondrion
Molecular function (GO): coproporphyrinogen oxidase activity; 4 iron, 4 sulfur cluster binding
Source: RefSeq, a predicted model, not a curated record
UUCGUCAUAAAAAUCUGUGGAAACAAAUGCACCGUGGUUUGUUGUCACUUAGUUGGCAUAGAAACUGAUGCAGUGUUUGUGUUUACGACACGUCASSUCGCGGGGGGCACCGUGGAUGAAAGACGUGUUUCCCGCGGCGGGUCGUGUCCUCUUCUCUCCCGCGCUGCGUCGCAUCUGUGGCGGAGACGUUUCUGAAGAUGUGUCCGAGUCUCCUGCCUCUCCGCAGCUCACAGAUCACGCGUCUCUUUAUGUUCACUGGCCUUACUGUCUCAGAAGGUGCACCUACUGCAAUUUUAACAAGUACAUCCCCAAAGAGAACAACGACCACAUCAUGACCCAGUGCCUUCAGAAGGAAACAGAAACUUUGCUGCAGCUCAGUCAUGUUUCCAGCAUCACCUCUGUGUUUUUCGGUGGCGGGACUCCAAGCCUGGCUCCCGCCUCCGCUGUCGGCGCGGUCCUUGAGACCGUCUCCAAGCAGGCGAGUCUCUCAGGUGAGGCCGAAGUCACGCUGGAGGUCAACCCCACCCCCGUGGGAAUGUCGAGGUUAGAGGACUUCCGUCGUGCCGGGGUGAACCGCUUCUCCAUCGGGGUCCAGUCUCUGCAAGACGAGGACUUAAAAAGUCUGGGGAGGGACCACAGCUCUCUGGAGGCUUUACGGACCGUGGAGGAGGCCAGGAGGCUGUGCCCCGGCCGGGUGUCGGUGGACGUCAUGUUCGGACGACCCGGACAGACGGUUGGAUCCUGGGAAGAGGAGCUGUCGGAGCUGUUGGGGGUGUGCGACGACCACGUGUCUCUGUAUCAGCUGACCCUUGAGCGAGGCACUCGGCUCUUCAAACAGGUCCAGGACGGCCACGUGGACACGCCCGCCGAGGAGGCCAUGGCAGAGAUGUACCGACAUGCCAGGAAGACUCUCCCACAGCACGGCUUCCUGCAGUAUGAAGUGUCCAACUUUGCCAGACGUAAUUCAGAGAGUCGCCACAACUUGAGCUACUGGAAGGGAAGACAGUACAUCGGCGUCGGUCCAGGAGCACAUGGGCGGUUUGCUCCUCUGGGGGAGGGAGGUGUCGUUCGCGAGGCCCGGACUCAGACUCUGGAGCCAGACGUGUGGAUCCGUGAAGUCCUGCAGAGAGGACACGGGACACGGAGGCGGAUACAGCUGGGCCAUCUCGAACUGCUGGAGGAGGUGCUGAUAAUGGGAAUGAGAAUGACUGAAGGCAUUACUCACAAGCACUGGAAGUUGUUCAGCCCUGAAUCAGACCUUUAUAAAACAUUCGGCGCAUCUGUCGGAGUCAAAGAGCUGCAGCGGAGCGGACAUCUGAUUCUUGAUGACAGGGGUCUGCGAUGCUCCUGGGARGGUUUGGCUGUACUGGACAGCUUACUUCCAGUUUUACUGGUGGAGCUGGAAAGGCAGAUCUCUUCAAACACCACACAGGAGCCUCUGUCUGGUUCCUGAAAACCGAAGACCUACAACCUUUUUGUAAUCGUUAUAUAAUAAAACUUUUAAAGAAAUCA